Molecule: messenger RNA, 1549 nt
Organism: Alternaria rosae
Lineage: Eukaryota; Fungi; Ascomycota; Dothideomycetes; Pleosporales; Pleosporaceae
Exons: 1
Coding region: 89-1357 (422 amino acids)
Source: RefSeq, a predicted model, not a curated record
UGAAGACUGUCUUGUCCGCGGCCUAAGGAAGGCUUUCUACAGUCCCCUCAGCCUAGGGUUGCAGUACCCCGACAUCCGUGUGCAGGUCAUGGACUGGGCAAUGGAGAACUGUGGUCGAUUGCAGUAUACUCCACAGGCGGUGGUCCAGGAUCCAACUCCACAACAGGCUGUGCUAAUCUACUGGGCGGAUGCGAGCUAUCGCUCUCGCCGCAUGCUUGAGGGAGCUCUCGGAGCUGUGCGACAGCAGGCCCGUCUCUUCUGGAAUCGACUUUUGAGCGCGUUCACGGAUACGGAAACAUCUCCCAUCACCGAGCACGUUCCUGUUAGCGCCAAUACUAGCGGAACGCUCCCUCCGAGUCGAGCCCUGCCCAAAGUACCGUUUGGCUUCGCUUUACGCUGCGAGCCCACUGAGCCGUGCCGUCUAGCCUACCCGUCUGGCUCUUCAAAGCGUCCAGACAAAAUCCACAUCUCACGCGAGGCCCUCGCGAAGCUCAAACGCCAGAUCAAAGAACUGCGGGCCUUCGAUUCUUAUGUCAAGAAAGCUCAAUGGGCUACGGAGCGCUUAAUGUUCCUUUUGGACACCAUCUACAUCUCUCUCUCGAUGGCCCUGUUUGCGAGCAUUAUUGUUGUGACACCAUCUAGCACAUCCAUCGAGAAGAUGGUUGGCCCACCUCGCCCUUCCCGCAAGACGAAACAGAUCAAGUUUAGGGUCACAUCCCACCAUCUCUGUUUCGUGGGGAGACUGUUAAAUACCCUCUUUCAUAUGUACCCAGUGCAUCUUCAGUACGGCGAUUUGCGGGAAGUUUCCUUUAAUUCUUACUUCCUUGUCGUUGGUGUUGCGAUGCUUGUUCAAUUUUUCACUGCACCCAGCCCAAGGCGGUUUGAGAAUGUCAACCUUGCCUAUAAGCAGAUCAAGGAGCUCUACUUCAUCGCCCAAGGGUGGGGGGUACCUAGCGGAGCGUUGCUCAACAUGCUCACUUACUACGGAUACCAUGUGCAAGCGGAGGACCCCAAGCCCAAGCUUACCAAACCUGAGCCUACGGAGGAUCUAGACACGAACAUCGAAAAUAUACUUCCUUCAUCCGGUCGCCAUCAGCAAGCCGAUCAGUCGCAUGAACCGCACAUCCUUCGAGCCUCAUGGACCACCACACCCCAAGAAGAUAUCGAAGCUUCUUCAAGGCAGCUCCUACACGAGCUAGGAAUUCAGCAGGCCGUGCACUCCGAUUUGGAGACCGUUAGCGACACUGACAGCGAGACCGAGUCUGAGGCCGACCAUGGCAGCUUCGUCGACCUGGCCGGUGGCGUUACCCCUCAAGUCAGCGAUGCGGAAUCUGGCUGGUCUAUUGUGGAUGCGUAGAAGUGUCGUGAGUAUCUAGUGUGGGAUGUGCUAUGGCUCUUGUCUUACGACAUGUAGCCAAGAAGAUACCAAGGCGCGAUCGAGCAUAUCAGCGCUAUAUCUGUUGAGCGUGGCACAUGGAGUACAAGUAUGGUAUAUGUACAAGAACAUAGUUCUUUCUCCAACGGCUCUCUGUCGGUAUCUACUUGGUAG